Messenger RNA from Alternaria alternata, 1104 nucleotides. RefSeq lists its product as hypothetical. The record is from RefSeq and is a predicted model, not a curated record. Bases 1 to 1104 code for a protein of 367 amino acids. The transcript has 4 exons. NCBI's taxonomy places the organism in Eukaryota, Fungi, Ascomycota, Dothideomycetes, Pleosporales, Pleosporaceae.
AUGUACUUUUCUCUAACAACUCUUGUGCUAGCAAGCGCGACAUGCGCUCAGAAUGUCAGUCGCGGCGCAGCGAUGAUGCGCUUCGCCUGUUCGCAACUUACGGUCGAACGUUUGGAUCCUUUGGUCAACCCUGGAGUUGUCGGAAGCCCACAUACGCACCAGAUCGUUGGGGGAAACAGCUUCCAGCCCGAAAUGAAGCCUGGAGAAUACGAUAUGGUAGAAAAAAGUAAUUGUACUACGUGCACAUUCAGCGAAGAUUUUAGCAACUAUUGGACUGCAGCGUUAUAUUUUCGCGCACAGAAUGGCACAUACAAACGUGUUCAACAGUUCCCGAACGGUGGACUAAACCAGAGAGGUGGUAUGACAGUAUACUAUAUACCCCCAUAUGAUGGCGUCAGUAAUGUGACUGCCUUCAAGCCUGGUUUUCGCAUGCUCGCCGGCAACCCGCUCCUUCGCAACACCACCGGUGAAUCCCGAGGUAUCUGCCAUCGUUGCAUCUACAAAAAUGCGCAACCCUUUGGCGGUGCCCCGUGCACAGAAGAAGACACGACCUUUCUUCCCACCCGCAUGUGCGAAGGCGGUAUCCGCACACAAGUCACGUUUCCUACAUGCUGGGACGGCGUAAAUCUUGAUAGCCCCGACCACCAGAGCCAUGUUGCAUACGCGGAGAUCCCCUACGAACCGUAUGUUGCACCCUUGGCAACGCAUCCAUAUACGCCCGAACAGCAGAGGGGGAAGUGCCCAGAGGGAUUUCCGAUUAUGCUGCCACAGGUCAUGUAUGAGGUCAUGUUCGACACAAUGCCAUUCAACCAGAAGGAGCUAUGGGGCAACGAGGGAACACAGCCUUUUGUGUUCAGUAUGGGUGAUGCAACUGGCCACGGCAACCAUGGCGAUUAUAUGUUCGGCUGGAAAGGCGACGCAUUGCAGAGGGCGCUCAAUGCAAGGUGCAGUAACGAUCAUUGUAGUGAGCUGGAGAGGCAGAGCGACGAAGAUGCAAUGAAGUGUAGUAUUCCACAGACGGUGAUAGAGGAUGUUGAUGGCUAUGAGUGUAAGCAUUCUCUUCUGCAUGAGAGGUAUCGUGCUAAUUUAUUGGACAGGGCUUGA